Molecule: messenger RNA, 2274 nt
Organism: Hevea brasiliensis (rubber tree)
Lineage: Eukaryota; Viridiplantae; Streptophyta; Magnoliopsida; Malpighiales; Euphorbiaceae
Exons: 5
Coding region: 408-1952 (514 amino acids)
Source: RefSeq, a predicted model, not a curated record
UACUUUAACUAAAAGCCCUUAGUUGUCAUUUGCAGACACAUUGUUACUGUCUCUCUCUCUCACUGCUUCAAACAUCAAACCCUAACCAUAUUUGUAUGAGCAAAUUCAAAUCUUUAAUAUAUAUAAGAAAUUGGAAUAGUACUACUGUAAGCAAAGGCUUUCAAUCUUUCUGAUUCUCCAAGUCAAUUCUUCUUCUUCUUCUUCUUCUUGGUGUUGCUUCGCUUUCCUUUUUUUUUUUUUUUUUACUGUAGAAACCAAACCCACUGAUAAGGAAGAAUAAUAGGGAAAUGGGAGCAACCAACAGAGACCUAGUUCGCCACCAAACAUGCUAUGGCUGUUGGCAUGAAGGACCAUAAGCUAAAAGAAGUUUUGUCUUGCUAUUGUCUGCAUUGUUCUUUGCUUUGCUUAUGGGAAAGGUUGGUGUUGAAGAGGAGCAGCCAUUGCCUACCAGUGAUGAUAGUUCUCAGCAAAAUGUACAGAGGAGAUCCUUUGGAUGUUGUGGUUGUGGGUUUAAACGCAUUUAUAGGCUCAUUCGGCUCAGAUGUGUAUUGGUGCUUCUGUUGUCUGUGGCUUUGUUUCUCUCUGCUGUCUUCUGGCUACCUCCCUUCCUUCACUUUGCAGAUCAGGGAGAUCUGGAUCUUGAUCCCAGGUUUAAAAAUCACGAUAUAGUAGCAAGUUUCAAUGUCAGAAAUUCAAUUCCCUUUCUGGAAGACAAUAUCUUGCAGCUUGUGGACGAUGUUUUUUAUGAGAUAAGCUCUCCUAGCAUCAAGGUGGCUAUAUUGUCUCUAGAACCUUCAGUGGAACCAAACACAACAACGGUUGUGUUUGGGGUUGAUCCUGAUGCAAAAAAUUCAAAAUUAUCAUCAACUACUCAAAGUCUUAUCAGGGCCACUUUUGAGUUUUUGGUUGUAAAUCAAUCAUUCAGCUUGACUAAAUCCUUAUUUGGGGAUCCAUUCUCUUUCGAGGUGCAAAAAUUCCCUGGAGGGAUCACUAUAAUUCCACCACAGAGUGCGUUUCUUCUGCAGAAAGUGCAAAUACGAUUCAACUUCACUUUGAACUUCUCUAUUUAUCAAAUACAAGUAAAUUUUGCUGAACUAACAAGUCAGCUGAAGUCAGGCCUACAUCUAGCGGCUUAUGAGAACUUGUACAUAAGUUUAUCAAACUCCAAAGGUUCAACGGUGGCUCCCCCUACUACUGUUCAGUCAUCUGUUGUAUUGGCUGUUGGGAAUACUCCCUCAAUGCAAAGGUUAAAGCAACUGGCUCAAACCAUAAGAGGUCAUUCAAGGAACCUUGGUCUGAAUAACACUGUUUUUGGUAAAGUUAAGCAAGUGCGUCUUUCAUCUAUCUUGCCACAUUCACUCCAUGGUGGCGAAGGCAGUCCCUCACCUUCUCCUACCCCUCUCCCUCAUCCCCACCACCAUCACCAUCACCACCAUCACCAUCACCACCACAACACAUAUAUGGCUCCUGUAAUUUCGCCUGCACCUGCCACUCAGAAAGGUUCCCCUGCACCCUUUGAACAUUUGCCUGGCCCACCGAAAAAUCCACCUGCUCCUCAGAAUAGUAAAGCAAAGCCUCCUGAUUGCCAACUUGGGCGUAAUAGGAGGUUUCCAGGGAAUGGCAGAAAGCGAUCUUACAUAACCCCUAUGGUUUCACCAAAUAUUGCUCCUCACUUUCCUUCUCCCUCGCCAGAACCUCACAUCAAUCACCCUGCAGUGUCACCAACACCUGCGCCAAUCUCCCAAACAGUUCCUGCAUCUAGUCCUUUGCCAAAUGUUGUUUUUGCCCAUGUCCAGCCUCCAUCAAAGCCAAAAUCAGGAGAAGCACAUUCGGAUGCACUGCCACCAGUUUCACUGUUACCAUCACAAUCACCAUCUUAUUCAUCUACAGGUUUUGCUGCUGUUCGAUGGGCAAUUUCACUAUCCCUAGCUGUUGUACUACUACAUUUAUAACAAAGAAAAAGAAGAAACAAUCUAUUUUCUAGUUAAAGUACUUCUCUGGAUCGCAACUGUAUCAUUCAAUUCAACUGAAACAGACAUACUGGAGGAGUUUUUGUAACUGAGAGCAACGCAGAAGGCGUGCCUCACAUCUGAGUGGAUACAUGUUGUUUUUGUGCUUGUAAAUAUUUGAUUAGAAGUUCAGCUACCAUAUGCAUUCUCAGGUCAAAGUCACAGAGGUGACAGGCCCUUGAUUGCAUUGCUGCUGUUGUGUAUUCCCUACUGCAGAAAUGUAAGGAGGAAAAAAAAAAAAAAAAAAAAGAGAAAAUUCGUGCCA